Messenger RNA from Spathaspora passalidarum NRRL Y-27907, 2540 nucleotides. RefSeq names its product protein phosphatase 2A regulatory subunit (gene RTS1). Gene Ontology annotation, molecular function: protein phosphatase regulator activity. Lineage: Eukaryota; Fungi; Ascomycota; Pichiomycetes; Serinales; Debaryomycetaceae. The transcript has 3 exons. Bases 1 to 2406 code for a protein of 801 amino acids. Gene Ontology annotation, cellular component: protein phosphatase type 2A complex. Gene Ontology annotation, biological process: signal transduction. The record is from RefSeq and is a predicted model, not a curated record.
AUGAUGAAAGGGUUCAAAAACAGACUUACACGAAACAAAAGUCAAUCAUCCAACAAAAAGUCUGACAAGAAAUCUCCUGAAAAGGAGAAAGUGGAAAAGUCGGAGAAAAGACUGUCUUCUCCAAGUUCCAUUGGCAGUGGAGGCAGUUCUUCUCAACAAAGUUCCAAGAAUCUAUUAUCGGGGUCUUCUUCCACAUUAAACAGAACUUCUUCUCCUAACCAAUCUAGAAAUAAUAGCAGUGCUGGAUCUAUUAAAUCAGCUACCAGUAACGCUAGCAUGACAUCCUCACCACAAGGACUGCCAUUACGUGCUGGUGUUGUUCCUCCAGCAAUCACUCCACCCAGAAUAACCACAACCGCGGCCCAAACCUCGUCAAAACCAGCAAUCAUUAGUGGCAAUUCACCAUUCAACGGCCAAUCACAGGUACAACAACAACAACAGCAGGCACAUACUCAACAAAACCUUCCGUUUACCCCAACCCCUACUUCCCCGCUCACAUCGUCAUCUUCAGUUGUGGCGGCCGGUGCAAGCACCGGCAUUCCAAGUACUUUGCAUGGCACUGGAUCUCCAUUUGAAAUUGGAAAAGCAAGCCACAGUCAACAUGCAGCACAAACUCAUUUCCAAUUGACUCCAAAUAUUGCUUCUCCUAAUAGAGAACCCAUUGAUAUUGAUUUGAUUGUUACACCUAAAAGACAUUCAUCAUCCAGAUUCGAACCUCCAAAUGCUGAUAGAUAUCAAGAAAUUACCAAGUUGCCUAACUUUGAUGAGGUAUUACCUGAAGAUCAAAUUCAAUUAUUUAUUCAAAAGAUCGACCAGUGUAAUGUCAUGUUUGAUUUUAGCGAUCCAACUUUUGAUAUUAGAGGUAAAGAAAUAAAAAGAAUAACUUUACAAGAGUUAAUUGCAUUCAUUUCAAACAACCGAUUCACUUAUACUGAUGAAAUGUACAAGCAUGUGGUUACAAUGUUUAAGAAGAAUCUUUUCCGUCCAAUUCCUCCACCAGUUAACCCUGUUGGUGAAUUAUACGACCCUGAUGAAGAUGAACCAGUUAGUGAGUUAGCAUGGCCGCAUAUGCAAGCCAUAUAUGAAUUCUUUUUAAGAUUUAUUGAACUGCCUGAUUUUCAACACCAAAUUGCCAAACAAUACAUUGACCAUGAAUUUAUUUUGAGGAUUUUGGAGUUGUUUGAUAGUGAAGAUCCUCGCGAACGUGAUUGUUUAAAGACAACUUUGCAUCGUAUCUAUGGUAAGUUCCUCAGUUUGAGAAGUUUUAUUAGAAAGUCUAUCAAUAAUGUAUUUUUACAAUUUGUUUAUGAAACCGAGAGAUUCAAUGGUAUUGGAGAAUUAUUGGAAAUAUUGGGUUCAAUUAUUAAUGGGUUUGCAUUGCCUUUAAAGGAAGAACACAAGAUAUUCCUUGUCAGGAUUUUAAUGCCAUUACAUAAAGUAAAGAGUUUAUCAUUAUACCAUCCUCAAUUGGCUUAUUGUAUUGUGCAAUUUUUAGAAAAAGAUCCAACAUUAACUGAAGAUGUUAUCAUGGGAUUAUUGAGAUAUUGGCCAAAGAUAAAUAGUCCUAAGGAAGUUAUGUUCUUGAAUGAAAUUGAGGAUAUUUUUGAAGUUAUGGAGCCUAAUGAAUUUGUCAAGAUUCAAAUUCCAUUAUUUGCUCAAUUGUCCAAAUGUAUAAGUUCUCCUCAUUUCCAAGUUAGUGAAAAAGUAUUGUGCUAUUGGUCAAAUGAAUAUUUCUUGACAUUGAUAACUGAAAAUGCUGAAGUUGUUUUACCAAUUAUCUUUGCGUCAUUAUAUGAAUUAACCAACGCUACUCAACCUGGGAUUGAAAAUGGAAUUAUGCAGCAAAAAUUACAACAUUUCCCUAAUGCCACCACCGAUGCCAAUGGCAAUUUAAUUGAUAGUGGAUUAGUAUUGCAAGAUUUACAACUGGGUAUAAUUCCAAGUUCAAAUGAUCCAAACCAUCCCCAUUAUAAUAUCUUUCAGGUUCAUGCUUCAGUAAAUAACAGAAGCACAGAUAUCAAUGGAAAUGAUAUGACUGAAGAUGAAUAUUACGAUCUGUUUAGCUCAAUGCAUAAUGCCAGCGCUAAUUCUAUGGACGAAUAUGGAGGAUUUGAUGAUAGCAACAUGUUACAACAUAAUUCUGCUACCUCUAAUUGGAACCGCAGUAUUCAUUCAUUAGCUUUUGGCGCGUUGAAGGUGUUUAUGGAUCAUAAUCCUGUGUUAUAUGAUCAUUGUACUGUAUUAUAUCACCAAUCGUUAGAGGAACAAAAACAAAGAGAAGUCAUGAGAAAGGAAGGAUGGAAAAGAAUUGAGGAGUAUGUUAAGAAGAUUAAAGAAAAACAAGACCAUGGAGCAGAAGAUCAUACUAGCGAGAACAUAGAAAUAGUAAAAAAAAAAAGAAAAUAGUUGCUAUAGCGAUGUUCGAUAGUUGAAGAUGUCUCAUCAGUUACCAGUAGAAGGUCUGCUUUCUUUAGUGUAUAUCUAUGUGGUUUCGUUUUUAUAUAUAUAUAUAUAACAUUUUUAUUUUGUUUACCUUGCCG